Messenger RNA from Notodromas monacha, 1035 nucleotides. The record is from the annotation of a GenBank genome assembly. Lineage: Eukaryota; Metazoa; Arthropoda; Ostracoda; Podocopida; Cyprididae.
UGCNAGUCAAUAAUUCGCACGCGUCGAAAAUUGAGAAACAAGCUGUGCGCUUUGUAGCACCUCAACGCGAAAUGUCAACCGCUAAAAGUCUCGCAAAAUCGGAUGCGUCAGUAGCUGCUGUUUUAAUUCCGCUGUGCGAAUCCGGAGAGAAGGUUAUUACGGAGUUGUUCGAGGACUUCGGUGCUGAACCAAAAUUUGCAACUGCUUUUCCAUGUUCCACGCCUGCACCUUCGCCAGUGAGAAUGAGCAUCAUCUCAAGGCGAGAAAGCCUAGAAAAUGGCGGCGAGGAAGAUGGCCAUUUUGAAGUUUUAUCAAAGAGCGCUUUUGAAUCAUCAGUUGGAUUCAAUAAAAUGGACGAGUUUGAUUAUUUGGAAACUGGAGAACUUCAAGAACAAGCUACUUUUAAUUUUUCAGCCAUGAUGAGUGAGGUACUUAUCACAAAGCCCACAAGAACACCAGCAACUCAAAACAUCACAAAUCCAUACAAGACCAUCACAAUCUCUUCCAUUUCAAUGUAUGACUGCCUUGUGACCAGUAUUUCAAGUCAAGAUGAUUUCUGGGUGCAGUUGGCUGAGAAUGCUUUGGAGCUUGAAGAACUUAUGCUUCAAAUUUCAUCUUCAACUAAAUUAGUUCAAAUGCCUCUUCCCAAAAUUGGAGACCCAUGUUUAUUCAUGGUGACACCUGGCCUAGUUCUCAGAGGACUCAUUGUGGAAACUGAUUCAUCACUAUCAGUGUCUGUGGUGGCAGUUGAUUUUGGAUGCAUCCAAGAAGUUCUUCCAAGGCACAUUUUUGAAAUAGAAGAUAAAUUCCUUGAACCUCCUCAGUUUGCUGUGCAUUGUGGAAUUGUGCAAUACCCACAAAAUAUGGAUUCCAUUGAGUGGCUUGGAACUUAUCAGAUGCUGUUCUCUGAAUUUUUCAGGGAUAUGAACUCUGGAAAGUAUUUUGUUGAACAUUUUCAGCACUGGAAUGAGGAUGAUUACUAUGUUCAAACUUGAGCCUGAUUUAAUCAACUACUGUGAAUAUUUUGCCUGCGUU